Messenger RNA from Rhizophagus irregularis DAOM 181602=DAOM 197198, 605 nucleotides. Lineage: Eukaryota; Fungi; Glomeromycota; Glomeromycetes; Glomerales; Glomeraceae. The record is from RefSeq and is a predicted model, not a curated record.
GAUCAACCGGACGGGAUUUUCACCCUCCUUGAUGCCUUAUUCUAUAGGACUUUGUCUGAUCAUAUACUCAGAAAACGCUUCUUCAAAUUACAACUCGAUCUGGUAAAACCCGAUUGAUUUAAAAUUUGAGCUUGUCCCUCUUCACUCGCAGUUACUAGGGGAAUCAUUGUUAUUUUCUUUUCCUCCGCUUAUUGAUAUGCUUAAGUUCAGCGGGUGUUCCUACCUGAUUUGAGGUCAAAUCAUGAAAAAUUUAUAGACACGAAACCACAUGAUAUGGUCGCAUCUAAUAGAUUUUGGCAUUAAGAUAGACGAAUAAAAAAAAAUUUAUGUACGUCUAAAAUGCACAAAAAAGGUCAAUUUUAAGCCUCUUAAAAACCCAGAAGAGUUUAAGAUAACUCAAACUCCGGAAACAUCACAAAAAAAUUGCGACGCACCGAUUUUUAUUAACACUGACCCUCAAACAGGCAUACUCCCCGGGUUGCCAGAGAGUGCAAUUUGCGUUCAAAGAUUCGAUGAUUCACGGAAUUCUGCAAUUCACAUUACUUAUCGCACUUCGCUACGUUCUUCAUCGAUGCGAGAGCCAAGAGAUCCGUUGUUGAAAGUGA